AGAGAGGGAGAGAGAGAGAGAGAGAAUGUGCACCACCAAGCACCACCGCCUGGGCUCCGACCCCGACCACUCCGCCGAAUGCUCCAGAUCCGGCUCCCCCGACCGCUCCUGGAUCGCCGAGUCCAUCCACGGCGGGUCCCUCCGCCGCGUGGACCUCCACACUGGCACCAACGGCUGGGCCUCCCCUCCCGGCGACGUCUUCUCUCUUCGGUCCAAGACCUACUUGCGCAACCGCCACAAGUCCCCCUCCGGCGACUACCUCCUCUCCCCCGCUGGCAUGGACUGGCUCAGAUCCCCCGCCAAGCUGGACAACGUACUUGCCCGCCCCGACAACCGCGUCGCGCAGGCGCUCCGCAAGGCCCAGUCCCGUGGCCGCUCCCUCAAGUCCUUCAUCUUCGCCGUCAACCUCCAGGUCCCCGGCAAGGACCAGCACAGCGCCGUAUUCUACUUCGUCGCCGAGGAACCCAUCCCCGCCGGCUCGCUCCUCUACCGUUUCGUCAACGAGGACGACAGCUUCCGCAACAGCCGGUUCAAGAUCGUGAACCGGAUCGUCAAGGGGCCGUGGAUAGUCAAGAAGGCGGUCGGCAACUACAGCGCGUGCCUGCUGGGCAAGGCGUUGACGUGUAACUACUACCGAGGAGAGAACUACUUCGAGAUCGACGUCGACAUCGCGAGCUCGAAGAUCGCGAACGCGAUCCUGCACCUCGCAUUGGGGUACGUGACGAGCGUGACCAUCGACAUGGGCUUCGUGGUGGAGGCCCAGGCGGAGGACGAGCUGCCGGAGAAGCUGAUCGGCGCCGUCAGAGUGUGCCAGAUGGAAAUGUCGUCGGUGCACGUGGUGGACACUCCCCACACGCAGCCGCAGCCGCAGCCUCACGCGCGCGGGCACGGGUUCGCUAGGGUGAACCACCAUACUUCCGCGGACGAGGACGAGGACGAUGAGGAUUGAUUCAGAGGGCGAAGGAGAAGAUUACUGCAGAGGUGAAAUUCCUUUUCCUUCAAGCCCUCAAUUCACUCUGCUCUCAAUUCAGUCCGCGUUCAAGUUAAUCGUCCUCUGCCGCUGACUUGAUGCUAAAACAAGAAAAUAAGAAGAAAAAACACCUGAUGUGAAAUUGGAUUGACCCUUUUCAAUUGAGGGGGAGCACUGAUAUUUGUAGAUAGUUGAAUCUCAUUUUUAUUGCGAGAAAUAACAUUGGCCAGUUCUGCUUCUGGAAAAGCUCACUUGUUCCUAGCAUCCUUGUUUUUGAUGAUGCAACGCUUUUUGUUUGUUUAUCAAUAAUCUGGAGAAAACGAGGAAGUGUAAGAA
This is a messenger RNA of Rhodamnia argentea, 1306 nucleotides long. RefSeq names its product protein ENHANCED DISEASE RESISTANCE 2-like. Bases 26 to 949 code for a protein of 307 amino acids. NCBI's taxonomy places the organism in Eukaryota, Viridiplantae, Streptophyta, Magnoliopsida, Myrtales, Myrtaceae. The record is from RefSeq and is a predicted model, not a curated record. The transcript is spliced from 2 exons.